Penaeus chinensis is the source of this 1640-nucleotide messenger RNA. RefSeq names its product suppressor protein SRP40-like. NCBI's taxonomy places the organism in Eukaryota, Metazoa, Arthropoda, Malacostraca, Decapoda, Penaeidae. The record is from RefSeq and is a predicted model, not a curated record. Bases 1 to 1452 code for a protein of 483 amino acids. The transcript has 2 exons.
AUGAGACAUGAGCGUAGAAGUGGUCUUCGGAUCGGGCUGACUGGCACCGAUAGACUUGGCACUGUGACACCUGCGGCCAACCGUCGCGUGGAGAUAUGCCACUUUUCUCGCCACGGAUGCAAGCUGGACGCAGCACAUCCUCGUGCUAAGGAGAUCCUGAAAACUGAAACGGCAGUUGAAUUGUCCUCAUCCAGCAGCAAUGACUACCCGUCAUCCAGCAGCAAUGACUACCCGUCAUCCAGCAGCAGUGACUACCCGUCAUCCGGCAGCAGUGACUACCCGUCAUCCAGCAGCAGUGACUACCCGCCAUCCAGCAGCAGUGACUACCCGUCAUCCAGCAGCAGUGACUACCCGUCAUCCAGCAGCAGUGACUACCCGCCAUCCAGCAGCAGUGACUACCCGCCAUCCAGCAGCAGUGACUACCCGUCAUCCAGCAGCAGUGACUACCCGUCAUCCAGCAGCAGUGACUACCCGUCAUCCAGCAGCAGUGACUACCCGUCAUCCAGCAGCAGUGACUACCCGUCAUCCAGCAGCAAUGACUACCCGUCAUCCAGCAGCAAUGACUACCCGUCAUCCAGCAGCAGUGACUACCCGUCAUCCGGCAGCAGUGACUACCCGCCAUCCAGCAGCAGUGACUACCCGUCAUCCAGCAGCAGUGACUACCCGUCAUCCAGCAGCAGUGACUACCCGUCAUCCAGCAGCAGUGACUACCCGUCAUCCAGCAGCAGUGACUACCCGUCAUCCAGCAGCAGUGACUACCCGUCAUCCAGCAGCAGUGACUACCCGUCAUCCGGCAGCAGUGACUACCCGUCAUCCAGCAGCAGUGACUACCCGUCAUCCAGCAGCAGUGACUACCCGUCAUCCAGCAGCAGUGACUACCCGUCAUCCGGCAGCAGUGACUACCCGUCAUCCGGCAGCAGUGACUACCCGUCAUCCGGCAGCAGUGACUACCCGUCAUCCGGCAGCAGUGACUACCCGUCAUCCGGCAGCAGUGACUACCCGUCAUCCAGCAGCAGUGACUACACGUCAUCCGGCAGCAGUGACUACCCGUCAUCCGGCAGCAGUGACUACCCGUCAUCCGGCAGCAGUGACUACCCGUCAUCCAGCAGCAGUGACUACCCGUCAUCCAGCAGCAGUGACUACCCGUCAUCCAGCAGCAGUGACUACCCGUCAUCCGGCAGCAGUGACUACCCGUCAUCCGGCAGCAGUGACUACCCGUCAUCCGGCAGCAGUGACUACCCGUCAUCCGGCAGCAGUGACUACCCGUCAUCCGGCAGCAGUGACUACCCGUCAUCCGGCAGCAGUGACUACCCGUCAUCCGGCAGCAGUGACUACCCGUCAUCCGGCAGCAGUGACUACCCGUCAUCCGGCAGCAGUGACUACCCGUCAUCCAGCAGCAGUGACUACCCGUCAUCCAGCAGCAGUGACUACCCGUCAUCCCAGCAGCAGUGACUGACUACACGUCCAGCAGCAGUGACUACACGCUAUCCAGCAGCAGUUACUGGACGUGGUGCUAUGCCAGGUGCUAUGCCAGGUGUUAUGCCUUGUUGCUAUGCCUGGCUUUCUCCCAGAUGCAUCUGUAGAUUACCUUGUACCUUUAUCAUAAUGAUGAUAUUACUAUUAGUAGGUACUCUUCUUUA